This is a messenger RNA of Pyrenophora tritici-repentis Pt-1C-BFP, 459 nucleotides long. RefSeq lists its product as uncharacterized. The record is from RefSeq and is a predicted model, not a curated record. NCBI's taxonomy places the organism in Eukaryota, Fungi, Ascomycota, Dothideomycetes, Pleosporales, Pleosporaceae.
AUGACCUCGAACAACACAUACGACCGCUCGCGUGACCCGCGCCUAAUGCACCAGCCUAGCAACGUCGAUAUGAAAGACAUCCCACCCACAGACACUUCCAGGGAAGAGGCAGCUAUGGCGUCGUCUCCAUCGUCUCUAUCUAACAUCGAGCCUGCUGCUUCUGGAAUGAUGCCGGAAGAUCCCGCGGCCCAGCUGUUGGCGCACAUUGCGCAGCUCCAGACAGAUAAGGUCGAAUUGCACAAGGCCACAGUGAUGGCCAAGGAGACCAGUAAUGCAUACCAAUACUUCUACGAUACCAACCUCGCACUCGCCAACUACCAAUUGUUAUACGCCAAGGGCAUUCAAGAGAAGAACGAGCUCGUGAAAGAGAACACAAACAAGGAAAAGGCACAGCUAGCCUUGUAUGAGCAGAUCGCCGGACGCGCACCAGGUCAGCGACAUGACCAACAAAGCCGAUGA